CAUGAAACAAACAACUCGUCCUCCUGCUCAAUAUAUAGUUGCACCUGGAACACGAUUCCGUCUUGUUGCCAAUGAAUACGACAAAAAUAAGUAUGGACAAUGUAAUUAUGCUUCGUAUCGAACGCUUGUUCGGUGUAAGCAGAUACGAUCAAAAGAAGAACUUGCGAAACAUGGCGGCCGUUGUGAAGAGCACGUCGAAUUUUCAAAAACGUUAGAAAAUAAUCAUAAGAAAGAAGUGAUGCGGUGCCAUGCGGAAAAUGAUUCAAAGAUGCAAAGACGUCGUUUUGAUCCGUGGAUUGCAUCAAAUGAGUAUAUUUCAGACGAUGACGACUACCUCCAAGCUGCUCAAACAGUUCCUCAGCGUCUUCCAGAUGUGGCAAAUGAUGAUAUAUUGGAUAAUAAUUCGUUAAGAUACGCUGAAUACUAUACUGACAAAGAUAUAUUGAAUAUCAAGAUGGAUUUAGUACAAAAGGAUAUUGACGAUUUAAUUGAAUUUAAAGAAUUGGUCACAAGUCAAGCACAAAAAGAGCAUGAAUUGUUAGGAAAUGAUGAAGAAGAAGAUUAUCCAACAGAUAUGGCCCAGCGAAGAAUUUUCAAAGCAUCCACAAAAUACUCAAGGAAUGACUAUCUGACAUUGACGACAAUUGAUCCAGUAUUCCAUCAAUGUUGUGUUGGACCAGAUAUGGAUGAUUCUUUAGUUAUUGUACACACAAUGCACUCUAUUUUGGAUAAAAUUGACAAUUUUGAACCAAUCGACUCUGAAAAGCAAUGUAACAAGCCGGCGCUUCAUCUUAGCAAAUUUUGCUUUGAUCAUAUUAUACUGGAUCGUUCUCAAAAAAUGUUCGAUGUCUGCAAUGCAUGUGGUCUUACUGCAAUUGGAGGAGUUGAUCCGAAAUGUUCGUUCCAUAUAAAAAGUUCUGCAAUAGCUGAAACUACGUCUUGCCCGUGUAAUCGGUGUGUCCAACCUGGUGAACAUGCUUCCCCGAAAGAUGAGAAAAAUUCGAUAACCUGCUAUUUGAAUUCAUCCGACGACGACGAGCCUACACUGGGAAACUUGUCAAGAAUCGAAUCGAUGGUUUCCCCAAUGCAACAAUUUUCAAAUCAAUCGAAUACAUUAACUGCUCCAUUACCCCGUCGUUAUCAAGGUCCACCGGCUCAAGUACUCCGGCCACCACAAAUGGGACCACCUCCAGGAAUUAAUCAAGUACCAUAUCAACCAAAAGCUAACAGAACUCCUCCGAUGACAUCACAGCAGCUCCACGAGCAACAGAAAUUAAAAAUGCAAGAAGAAGAGAUGAUGUCUCAAACGUGUGCAAGUGAUUUCAGAGUUCGACCUAUUGAUGCAAGUCAGUUUGGUGGAGGAAAGAAGAAACAACGACUACCACCAAGACGUUCUCCAUCAUUUGGGACAUCUCCAAAUUCUUAUCAAUUCCAUCAACAAUCACAAAAGAAAAUGCCAUCGAUAAUAUCGACAGCGUACAAUUCGUCACCUGGAAAAAUGAAUUUUCAAGGAUGGAAAAAUCAAUCUACGAGCUCGGCUACACGGCCUCUUCCACAGCCUCGUUUCCCAGUUCAUGCAGCUCGUUCACAGCAACCGAAGAUGAUUCCAUUAGAACAAACUCAAGAUUCAAUUGAAGAUGAUAUUGGACCAUCACCCAUGUUUCAAGGACCAGAACCAUCGAGACGCGGUGUUCCAUAUUAUAAAAAUGCCUAUCGAAGAACUGAACUUCCAUCUCGUCAUGCCCAACACUCUCCACUCACUCCAUCUACUUCUACAUCAUCAUCUCAGCUAUUGGCUCCUCCUAAAUCACCACAACCCGGUACAUCUUCUCAAACUUUUCGAUCUCAAGCAUCACGUCUUCCAAUAGCACCACAUCGUGCUAUAGCUGCAGGACUUAAUCCAGCCGAUGUCGGAACUCGCCCAGCUUAUAGAUCUCAAAUGGCUGGCCAAAGACCAGGAAUGACGCCGUCAGCGCAACAAGGAAGCCCUCAAUUAAUUUCUCCGCCAAGACAAGGAUCUAUGAUGCCAGUAGCAAUGAAUCAGAGCCCUCAAGCUGUUCGGCGACAAACUCCAGUUCCACCUUACCGUCUUAUGGGACCCCAAAGAGUUACAACAAGUUAUACGGUUGUUCGAUCAGGAAGUUCAUCGUCUGUAGCUGGUCCAUCAAGAAGUUCUGUGGCUUCGGGCUCCCAGCAUACUGCAUUGGACACAGUUCAGCAUGAUCCACGUUUGGCAAACAUCAAUGUACGAACAUUUUUGUCAAUUGGAAAUCGGGAUCUUUCAACACUAACUCAAGAUGAAAUAGAUCUCUUGAUGGCUGGAAAUUCACCGGAAAAGGGAGGCAGAAAGGCCGGUGCUCCCGGUGCAAAAGAAUCAUCAAAAGCUGCGGGAGGCGCUCAAAAAGGAACUUCUGCAGCUUCAACAAGCGUCCCAGAACCGACGAAAAGUUCAGAAUCAUCAGUGGAUCCGCAAUCAGAUGUAUCAUUUUCGAAUCCUUCACCAGCUCCAGAAGUUAUAGAAAAAGUUGCACCAGCUGCGAUGACAAUAACUUCCAAUAAACGGAAAAUCGAUGAAACUUUGGCAUCUGAAUCAACAUCUUCGGAGGCUACAUUAAUACACGAUACAACUUCUUCUUCUUCUGCAGAGACAGUGUCUGGAGAGCCUCCAGCAAAGAAAUCAUCAGAUGUUUCAGCACCUGUGCCAUCUCCAGAAAAGGAAAAGGAGAAAAUAGAUCGUCCAAAAACUCCAAAAUCAUCUACAAAACGGACAACACCAACUCCAUCCGGAAGAACACCACGGGCGGCCGCAAUUGCAGCGAAUCAAGCUAUUUCUCAUUCAAAACCUAAUGUUCCCUCUGCGUCUACAUCUUCUUCGGCUGCUUCCACCGAUCAAGAGAAUCCGCUAGAUUUGCUUGCUGAAUUGUCGGUAGCUGCAGCUGCUGAAGAGCAACAACAAGCAAUAGGGAGUACGUCGAAAAAUGGAGGAAGCACAAAGAAAACGCAAAGAAAGUCACCUUCUCGUUCAUCAAUAGGAAAGAAACGAGAAAACAGUGAGGAAUAUGAGGAGGAACUUUGAAAUUUUAAUUUUGCUUCAACUUUUCAUAAUUUUUAAUAUAUUGUUUCACGAUUUCGCUAUCCUCACCAUUAUUCUCUUAAUGAUCUGUUGAAUUAUCUUAUUUUCAUAUAAUUUUCACCUUGUUACCUCCGAAAUUAUGCAUUCUUAUUAAUGAUUUUGUCUCGCCUUACAGUUAAUCAUAAAUAGUUUUAUUGUA
Molecule: messenger RNA, 3272 nt
Organism: Caenorhabditis elegans
Lineage: Eukaryota; Metazoa; Nematoda; Chromadorea; Rhabditida; Rhabditidae
Gene: sumv-1
Product: Protein sumv-1
Exons: 19
Coding region: 2-3076 (1024 amino acids)
Cellular component (GO): nucleus; axon; cytoplasm
Source: RefSeq, marked reviewed